GUUUCCAUUGGAAGAUUGGGGAAAUGCACGAGACAAGGGGAUGUUCGAGAAGGCACGGUUUAUGAUAAAGCUCCCUGUCAGCGAGUACGCGAGGCUACUGAGAGGGAAGGGGAGGGUAUUUGUGUGGUGGGUGCAUCCUCUAAGAAUGAUGAUUAUGGGGGGUAUGGCAAAGCGAGCGUCGAAUAAACUUGGGGCGAUAAUCACCAAAAGAGAAGGGGGAGAGAAGAGCGGGGAAGAAGUGGACGAAGAAACACUUGGGGGGUUGGUGACGCUUGGCAAGUUUAUAAACGAGGUGGUGAAAGCGACGAAGGUGAUAUUGUCUGAUAAGGAGCUUACUGUCACAGACAUGUAUCUCACUGAGAUGACCGAGGCUGAACAAAAGUACGAUGGCAAGUGUUGUCUGGUAUGGUUUUGAACGAAGACUAACUUGAUUCUAAUGCAG
Molecule: messenger RNA, 442 nt
Organism: Serpula lacrymans var. lacrymans S7.9
Lineage: Eukaryota; Fungi; Basidiomycota; Agaricomycetes; Boletales; Serpulaceae
Exons: 1
Coding region: 41-415 (124 amino acids)
Source: RefSeq, a predicted model, not a curated record